AUGCUGUCCAACACUGCAGUCUCAUCCCUUGUCGACAUCAACCGGCUUCUUUGCGGUAGAAUCAGCUCUAUCGGCGUCCCUGUUGGUGAAUUGCCACGUACCUUGGACAUCGUCAAACCCCUCCUCAAGCGUGAGCUGCAAUCCCGUGUUAUUCACGAGGGUGUCGGCAAUGCAGUUCAAUUGCAGUUCAAGAACUCCAUUUUCAACCAAAUCGUUCCUCAAACCAAUAUUGAGGUAGAAAGCCUUGGAUUAAUCAAGUACGAUAGGCUUGCAGGACCAUCUGCAUACUCUAGCAAGGGAUGGAAAUUCAACCACAGAAAACGAGUCAAGCGGACUGAAGAGUCUGACUCAGAGACCGACGGACUGGAGGAUGAUGAAGGCUCGGCCACAGAGAUUGAUGAGGACAUAGAGGACAACGACGACGAUACGGAUAAUGGCGGUGGCUCAAAGCUCAAUUAUGAGGGUUCACUCGGGUCCGCGAUCCUUGGAAAAGAUGAACUACUCGAAGGGAGUUGGGAUGGCCAAGACUUUCAAGCUGGAUCGAAGAAAAGACGACGACGGGUGGUGCACACUACCGAGACAGACCUUCAGCGGCUCUUUUAUACCAUACAGUACCACUUGCGCAACUCACUGAAGGACAACAUCCCCUACACAUUUGCGAUGGGGGCCCGGUACUGGACUGCAGAGUUUUCUACCACUGCUAUUCCAGACUCUUUCAAUGCCUGGCAGAAGCCUGAUUUAUCCCUGUUCGACUUCACACUCCUGAAGGAAAAGAAGUCGUGGGCGAAUGUCCUGGCCUUUGUGGAGCACACCUCUUCUGAUCUUUCCAAGAAUAGAGGUUUAGCAGUGUAUUGGGGGUCAGCAAUUAAAGCAUAUUUAAUCAUCCAAGAACAACCAUGGCGUCGAUUCGUACUUGCCUACUCAAUCUGCGCGAAUAUGCUCCGUGCACAUUAUUUCGACCGCUCUGGCGUCAUCAUAUCCCUUCCUUUCAACAUUCACAAGUCUCCCGGCUCUAUACGCCUCUGCGAUGUGUUAGCUGCCCUCACACUUCCGGAUAGCCGCCACCUGGGUCUUGAUCCCACUAUUCACAUGUGUCACGCUGUGUGCAAUGGCACCCAUGUCGAUCUUGCAGAUGGGGCGAUAGGCUGGGUGGAAGACAACAAUAACAAUGUCUAUUCGAUCAUGGCUGUGCUGUGGAAGAGCCAUGGGUUUUUCUGUAGGGGAACGGUCUGUUAUCGUGUUAGAAACAAGGAAGGAACAGAGUACGCUCUGAAAGAUUGUUGGGUAGAGGAGUUGAAAAAAAUGCACGAACCAACCGUCCUGAGGAUGGUCAAGGGUAUUCCUAACAUUGUAGAACUCAUUGACGAUUGGGAUGUUUAUUACGAGGGGCAGCCUGAUUGCACGGCACGUAUUCGCGAGAUAUAUGACCAGGAUCAACGAGACGACACCGCAUUCUGUAAUAGAUUUCACCGGCGUCUUCUCUUGAGCCCUUGUGGGGAACCACUCUCUCAAUUCAGCUCUAGAACGGAGCUGAUCGUGGCUUUUCGUCACUUUGUAAUUGCUCACCAAGCAAUGAUUGAAAGACGAGUCCUACAUGGGGACCUCAGUCCUAAUAACUUUGUCAUGCAUGAUGGCAUUGGCUACUUCAUCGACUUGGACCACACCACAGUGUUAGCAGUAAAUACGACCAGCACAUAUUCGCCUGGUACUGGUACUAUGCCAUAUAUUUCGAUCUGGAUUCUCCAGAGCAUGAUGAAAAUGAUCGAUCCCAACGUGGACAACAAUGACCCGAGCAAGGACGUCGCCCUGGCCAAUGCUGUUGAACGGCUGAUUGAACACAGGCCCUCUGAUGACCUGGAGUCGUUGUUCUACAUAUUUUUUGAGUUUGUUGCAAAGUAUGGGGGCGCGCAUGGUGAAUUAGCACCAUCCUGGACUCGAGACUCACUGCCAUGGGCGAGUGCCUAUGAAGCCUUGGGCAAGGCUGAUCUCAAAGGGGCUUUGGGUACUGUUACACGUAACCCCUCGUUAACCACCACGAGCUACGUUCGAGUACGCAACCUUUGCUUGUCUGUAAAGGCCGACGACUCUCAGCACUCGGUACCACUGUCAUGGUUGUCGCUGUUAGAUUAUCCUAGUCGCACACGACCGCUUGUCGUAACAGGUACCUGCUAUUUCACAAAAGUGGGGGUUGUCCUGGACCCAACUUUCAUGGUGGAGACGACAUCAGAUUACUUUGCAACAUUUAGGCCUCUCAUUCAGCACUGGCAAGCUUUAGUUUGCCUCGCGAACAAGCCCGAUGAGAAAGAGAGAGUGGAGACCACUCACAACAAGGUUCUCGAGGUUUUGACUGCAUUUAUCGACACCUAUGUUGAAGUUGCACCCAUAAAUCCCUCAGCAAGUUCCAAUCCUAUUCCCGAGGUAGGGUCCGGGGGGGAUAAUCCUCCCAUAGGUCGUCCUCCAAUUCCCGAGGCAGGGCCUUCAAGACUUUCACUGCGUCGUUCUACCCGGAAUCUUCACAAGUCCCGCUGA
Messenger RNA from Suillus discolor, 2529 nucleotides. RefSeq lists its product as uncharacterized. Lineage: Eukaryota; Fungi; Basidiomycota; Agaricomycetes; Boletales; Suillaceae. The record is from RefSeq and is a predicted model, not a curated record. The transcript is spliced from 4 exons. Bases 1 to 2529 code for a protein of 842 amino acids.